Messenger RNA from Rhipicephalus microplus (southern cattle tick), 3126 nucleotides. RefSeq lists its product as uncharacterized. The record is from RefSeq and is a predicted model, not a curated record. Gene Ontology annotation, biological process: endoplasmic reticulum mannose trimming; mannose trimming involved in glycoprotein ERAD pathway; carbohydrate metabolic process. Gene Ontology annotation, molecular function: mannosyl-oligosaccharide 1,2-alpha-mannosidase activity; calcium ion binding. NCBI's taxonomy places the organism in Eukaryota, Metazoa, Arthropoda, Arachnida, Ixodida, Ixodidae. Gene Ontology annotation, cellular component: membrane; endoplasmic reticulum.
AAUAUGUAAACGCAGCUUAGGACGCAGACGCCGCCGUCGUUGACAAUGUUAUGAGGCAUGUAUACUGUGUUAAUGAGAAUGAUGUGGUUAAAUGACCACUGAAUGAUGGACCGAACUAAUCCACGUGCAAUGCCUCACAGCUAGCAGCUGCUGGACAGCCUAGCCGAUCACUUCCAGUUUCGGACACGCACAUGUUCACCGGUGCUAAAGCGUCUGCGUUCGUGUCAUGGGCUCCUUAGUACACGUAAUAUUAUUAUUGUCAUGUAUGAUCAUUCCUCACGUUUCAUCCGAAAAAUUCAGCGACCGCAAACUGGGAAUUUACAGGAGUCAUGUGCUGGAGAUGUUCCAGCACGCGUACGACGGCUACAUGAAGUACGCCUACCCUUACGACGAACUUCGACCACUUUCCUGCGACGGCAUUGACACUUGGGGCAGUUUUUCACUCACACUCAUCGAUGCACUUGACACGUUGGCUGUUAUGGGCAACUACACGGAGUUCCGAAAGGUGGCGGCAAUGAUCGCAGAAAAUAUUAAUUUCAACAUCAACAUCAAUGUUUCGGUCUUUGAGACCAACAUUCGAGUUGUUGGUGGCCUGCUUUCUGCACAUCUACUGUACCGAAAAGCUCAAAUGCCUCUCGAGCCAGGCUGGCCCUGCUCGGGACCUCUGUUGCGCCUUGCCGAGGAUGUGGCCACACGACUGCUUCCAGCUUUUGACACGAAGACUGGCAUGCCAUAUGGUACAGUCAACCUAAUGAACGGAGUACCACUGGGAGAGACCAGUAUCACGUGCACAGCUGGCGUGGGGACCUUUUUGAUCGAGUUUGCCACCCUCAGCCGGCUAACAGGCAAUCCGGUCUUCGAACAGGUGGCUCUGCGAGCCUUGCGAGCUCUUUGGAAAGCCCGGACAUCCAUAGGCCUGGUUGGCAACCACAUUGAUGUUCAGCUUGGCAUCUGGACUGCUACAGAUUCUGGCAUAGGAGCUGGCGUAGAUUCUUAUUACGAGUACCUGGUCAAAGGUGCCAUCAUGCUGCAGAGGCCCGAACUUAUGCGCAUGUUCAAAGAGUAUGAGAAAACGAUAAGCAAGUAUAUGAAACGUGAUGAUUGGUACUUCUGGGUGGAAAAUUCUUCCGGCAAAGUAACCAUGCCAGUAUUCCAAAGCCUCGAGGCAUUUUGGCCAGGUUUGUUGACUCUAAUAGGUGAUUUGGACAAUGCACGCAAGUCACUAUAUAACUACCACCAGAUAUGGAGGGAGUAUGGUUUCACUCCCGAAUUUUACGAAGUGGUGCACGGAAGAGCUCACCCAAAGCGAGAUGGCUACCCACUUAGGCCAGAACUUGUCGAGAGCCUAGUCUAUCUGUACCAAGCCACAAAGGAUCCACAUUUCCUGGAAAUUGGUGUCGACAUCCUUGAAUCAAUCAGGCACAGCGCCAAGACAGAAUGUGGUUAUGCAACAAUAAAGAAGGUCGGAGACCAUACUCUUGAAGACCGAAUGGAGUCCUUCUUUUUGGCUGAAACGACCAAGUAUCUCUACCUCCUCUUCACUCCCGAUCACUUCAUCCACAACAAUGGCAGUUCUGCCGACAUUAUACAGACAUCAUCGGGAGAGUGCAUCAUAGACACGGGAGCCUACAUAUUCAACACUGAGGCUCACCCUGUUGAUGUGGCGGCGGUUCAUUGUUGCAGCGUAGACAAGGCUUUGGAGGACCAAGCGCUUCGAGACUUUGCAAAAGAGUUUGACGUGAGCAAAUUGCUUUUGGACGAGCACAGAGACGACUUCAUCAAGCCUUUGCGGGUAAGCGAAAAUGUUGGCGACACAGACGACAUUGGUAAUGGCGGAAAGCCCCAUUGUGCCGAAUCAUCUACAGAUAAAGAACAGCCUUCAUCUCUCUCAGCCCCUGUAAGUUUUCCCGCUCGUGAUCCCACGUCAUUUUUCACUGACCUGCUCUCUUCCGAGAAAGCCGCAGAAGAAAAUGCAGAGUCGGACAAUGUCAAAGUUGAUAAGAAAGUUGUGCGGCAGGACGAAUCCGAUGAUGCUGAUGCCCAAAUUUUCAGUUUAAGUUCAGACAAAGAAGGUGAGGAUGAUGAAACAAACUCGGUGACUGGUGAAGCCAAGGGCAGCCAUCGGCCCAACUUGUCGAUUGCUGACAGUGAUGACAAGGCUCUAAAGAAUGAGGGUGAAGUACUGGAUGCCACCAAGCUGGAACUGUUGCAUAACGAUCAUAUUCCUACCGACCGUAAUGGUGAAGCGGGCGAUUCAAUGCAGGAUGUGGCUGCAGGCUAUCCACAUUCCACAAAAUCUGGUGCAACCGAAACGGGUGAUACCGAUGAACUGCAACCACAGCUGCCCCAAGCUGUCUCGACGGAGACCAGCGCUGAUCCCUUUGAGGAAGAAAGCUCCAAUGACUAUGACCGAGAUGAAGAAGAGUUCGAUGAUGAGAUUGAGGAGUACAUGAGGAACCAAGCUUCUGCAGAUGAUAACUAUGGUAAACCUGUUGAUGAAACUGAGCCUGCUGAGCAACCCGCCGAUCUCAAUUCUUCGGAACCUGUCUCGACAUCACUAGAUGCUGACAAUGGCUCUCAAGAGUCAGUUCAGGCAGUGGUUCACACUUCCGCUGGGAUGGGUGACAGUGGGGUUGUGAAUUCUGCUAAAGCUGAUGGGGCCAAAGACAAUGCCGAAGUAUCAGAGUUUGGUAACCAGGGCAAGGAGAAUCGUGUUCAAGAUGGCUUGGGUGACAGACUUGGCAGCAAUAACACUGACGGUCUCAAUACAUCUGCAAGCAUUACGGUAAAUGCGAUGGCUGGCUGGAAAGCAGAAGUUGAAGAAGUUAUGCUUAACCCUGGAGAAGAGGAGAAUGUGAUGAUUGGUGAUGCAAAUGAGAGUGAAACUAGAACUUCUAGUGGUGUGACUGCACACUCCAUAGGUUUCUUACAACAAGCUCUUCAAGAAGAAUUUGACAAAAAGUCGGCAGUGAAAACAGAAGAUUACGAGCACUGUGUUAAAAAGCCAGCAAAAGAAUUGAAUGGGUGGGUAAUGCUCACGUGCCCGUCACAGCCGUUCACGUCGAGGCUUGCAUUUCGAGGGGAGAUGUUUAACGUUGGGUAGGUCAGUCAGAGUUAAGAGCCAAA